Messenger RNA from Epithele typhae, 1674 nucleotides. RefSeq lists its product as uncharacterized. NCBI's taxonomy places the organism in Eukaryota, Fungi, Basidiomycota, Agaricomycetes, Polyporales, Epitheliaceae. The transcript has 3 exons. The record is from RefSeq and is a predicted model, not a curated record. Gene Ontology annotation, molecular function: protein binding. The coding region runs from base 1 to 1674 and encodes 557 amino acids.
AUGGUUUCCGCCUCUCUCCUCUCGCUGAACGACGACGUUCUGUUCGAGAUCUUCUCCCUCCUGGAUCGCAACGAGGCACUCGCGAUGUCGUGCACCUCCAAACGCGCCUAUCGACUCGCCAUCUCCCACGUCUUUACCAGAUUGCGCUGGAGCAGAGCCAUGCACGGGUCGACUGUGCCCGAUCCAGGCGAUCCCUCCGAGGCCCGUGCCCUGUGGGACUACAUGCGCGCACCAGAGCCGCUCUCUCAGGUCCCUCGCGUCCGACAUGUCCACCACUUCGCCACGGUGUCCAAUCAACAAGCCGACGCACCGCUCCUGCUCGAACUCCUCAGCCACGCCUCCAAUCUCCGCACCAUCGAGCUCUGGAACUUUCAUCAUUUCGUCGACGAAGACACGGAAGGGCUCACCCGGGCCAUCCGCGCGAUGCCCUACCUCAAGCAAGCGUGUUUAGUAUUCAUCGCCUCUGAGAUGAUUUCUAUUCUGCCAGCGAUGUUUUCGAGCUCGAACAUUGCCUCAUUAAUGCUCGAGUUCGCUGACUCCGAAAACAAACCGGAUCUCACUCUCGAGCUUUCAGCAUUCAUAUCCGUCCUUGUCUCCAUCCCGAGCGUGGAAACUCUUACCCUCAUCUUCGACUGUGUCUCCGUGCUAUCGAACACCAUCGGAUUACCCGACGCGAACCUACCCUCGAUCCGCCACUUCUCCCUCGUGGGCACCUCAGCGGUGGCCGCGAGUGUUGUGCCACGGUGCUCCAAUCUCCGCACCUUGUCUCUAUGGCUGUAUGACGAGCAAAUGUUCUCUUUUGGGGCGGAUGACCGGUGGCCAGCCGAACUCAAGGAGCUCAGCAUCGAAUCACAAAUUAUCAUCACUGAAGAUACCGCCCGACGCAUGGGACGCGUCAACUAUUUAUCGGUAGGGGACGCCUGGUCACCACUAUGUAGCCCGGGGGUCCUCGACUUCCUCCCGCUGCUCAAAGCCACUCGGCCCUUCGCUCUCAAGCUGCAGACGGACCCUGUUCUGGCCGAACCGGAGCACGUAUGGAGAUCCUUGUGCAGCGCGGUGCCUCAUCUACGCUCCCUCGAGAUCAUAGUCGACAGCUGCCAGGUGCGCGACUACGUGGACUCGCUGCUGCCCGCGCUGCAAGCCCCGUCGCUCCUCCACCUCACCCUCCACUUCCCGCCCGCCCGGCACACAUGGUCGGCCGAGAACAUGGCCGAGGUCGACACCCGGCGCGCGACCGAGGUCCGCCGCGUCGAGGCGCUCCUCCCGCUCCCCCCGCGUCUCGUCGCCGCCGCCCCGUCGCUCCGCCUCCUCGCGCUGCGCGCCUGCCUCCCCGGGUCGUGCAACUUCGACAGCCCGCAGGCGCGCGCGGAGCGCGUGCCGGGCCUGGGCGCCGAGUUCGCGGCGGAGCUCGCGCGCGAGGACGAGGUCGAGCGGCGGUGGGGCCCGACGAGCGAGCGCGUGCGCCCGGCGCUGCGGAGGCUGCGGGAGCUCCGGGCGGAGGUCCCGCGCGACGACCGGUGGUGGUGGGUCGAGGGCGAGGGUGCGGCGCGGGGGCCGGUGGAGAUCUGGCGGGAGGACGGGGAGCGGGCGCGCGCGCUGAUCGAACGCGCGGACUUUGACGCUGCGAGGAGCCUUGACGGAUUCUACUCCGCGAAGUGCCGGUAUGAGCGGUAG